Molecule: messenger RNA, 4002 nt
Organism: Magnolia sinica
Lineage: Eukaryota; Viridiplantae; Streptophyta; Magnoliopsida; Magnoliales; Magnoliaceae
Product: PH, RCC1 and FYVE domains-containing protein 1-like
Exons: 9
Coding region: 345-3746 (1133 amino acids)
Molecular function (GO): metal ion binding
Source: RefSeq, a predicted model, not a curated record
GACUCGUACUUACAACGGACGCGACUGCGGAGUUAAAUCUCAUUCUCUGUCUAUCCCUACCAUUUCUUUUUCCUUUCUUCCCAUAUUGCCCUUGCCGGUUCCCCGACGACCCCGGCCCCGGUCCGUCUGAGAACCGGCUCUCCUUUCACUCCCGAAACCGCCGGUCCUCUGUCUGAAAAUCCGCCAUUUUCUCUCACUUCUUUCAGCUGAGAGAGAGAGAGAGAGAUAGAGAGAGAGAGAGAUUAUUGAUGAAAAUCCACGGAAGAAUCUGUCAUCUAUGAUGACCGGAUUGACUAGCGAGGAUCGAUGCGGGCGGCGGUGUUUGGGAAAGGCUCUCACAUGGAAUGGCAGAUCUUGUUAGCUACUACGGGAAUGCGGACCGUGAUGUCGUCGUUGAGCAGGCACUAAUUACUUUGAAGAAAGGGGCUCAAUUGCUCAAGUAUGGUCGUAAAGGGAAGCCCAAGUUUUAUCAUUUCAGCCUUUCUAAUGAUGAAUCGUCAUUGAUCUGGUUUUCAAGCAGUGGAGAAAGAAAACUGAAGUUAGCUUCUGUCUCAAAAAUUAUCCCUGGCCAAAGAACCUCGGUUUUCCAACGCUAUUUGUGCCCUGAGAAGGAGUACUUGUCAUUUUCUCUUAUAUACAACAAUGGUAAACGAUCACUGGAUCUGAUUUGCAAGGACAAAGUUGAGGCGGAGGUGUGGAUUUCAGGCCUAAAGUCAUUGAUUUCUUCAGGGCAAUGUGGACGUUCUAAAAUUGAUGGGUGGAGUGAUGGAGCACUUUAUCUCGGUGACAGUAAAGAUUUAACCUCCAAUAGUCCAAGUGACAGUUCCAUCGGUGCCCCUCCAGAUAUUAGCUCUCCAGAAACUUCUAUCAAUAGAAAAACAAAUUCAACAUCUAAAAGUUAUUCUCUUGAAAAUUCACAACAUUCUGAAAGGUCUGAUGUAGCAUUAGACCUCACAAAUAUGCAAGUGAAAGGAGCCACAUCGGAUGCUUUUCGAGUUAGUGUUUCAAGUGCUCCUAGUACUUCUAGUCAUGGUUCUGCACAGGAUGACUGCGAUGCAUUGGGGAAUGUAUACAUGUGGGGUGAGGUUAUAUGUGAUGACUCAGUACGAGGUGGGGGUUGUAAAAAUACUAAUUCUUUGAUUGUGAGAACUGAUGUGCUACUUCCCAGGCCCUUGGAAUCCAAUGUGGUUUUGGAUGUUCACCAUGUAGCGUGCGGGGUCCGGCAUGCUGCACUUGUUACAAGGCAAGGGGAAGUUUUUACAUGGGGUGAGGAGUCCGGAGGGCGCCUUGGCCAUGGAACUGGUAUUGAUGUCAUUCAACCUCGUCUUGUUGAAUCUUUAUCAUUCUGCAAUGCUGAUAUUGUCGCAUGUGGGGAGUUCCAUACCUGUGCUGUUACUGUGGCUGGCGAACUUUAUACAUGGGGAGAUGGUAUGCAUAAUGCUGGGCUUCUUGGUCAUGGUACUGACAUUAGUCAUUGGAUACCAAAGAGAGUUUCAGGUCCUUUGGAUGGACUUCCAGUUGCUUCAGUUACUUGUGGACCCUGGCAUACAGCCUUAGUGACAUCAACUGGGCAACUGUUCACGUUUGGUGAUGGAACGUUUGGUGCGUUAGGCCACGGUAACAGGGAAAGCAUUUCAUACCCAAGAGAAGUAGAAUCGUUGAUGGGGUUGAAGACAAUUGCUGUUGCAUGUGGAGUGUGGCAUACUGCUGCUGUGGUUGAGGUCAUUGUGGCACACUCUAGUGCCAGUAGUUCAUCAGGGAAGUUGUUCACUUGGGGUGAUGGAGACAAAAACCGUCUUGGACAUGGGGAUAAGGAGCCACGACUGAAGCCUACUUGUGUUCCUUCACUUAUUGAUUAUAAUUUUCACAAGCUGGCUUGUGGGCACAGCCUUACAGUUGGCUUGACUACAUCUGGGCAUGUUUUUACAAUGGGAAGCACUGUUUAUGGUCAACUCGGAAAUCCCCGUUCUGAUGGAAAGCUACCUUGCUUGGUAGAAGAUAAGCUUGUUGCUGAAUCUGUUGAAGAGAUUGCCUGUGGUUCAUACCAUGUAGCAGUGCUAACAUCCAAGAAUGAGAUUUACACAUGGGGAAAGGGAGCAAAUGGGAGAUUGGGCCAUGGUGACAUUGAAGACCGGAAAACACCUACACUUGUUGAAGCCUUGAAGGAUAGACAUGUUAAAUCGAUUGCGUGUGGUUCAAACUUCACAGCAACUAUAUGUCUUCAUAAAUGGAUUUCUGGUGCUGAGCAGUCUCAGUGCUCAGCCUGCAGACAGACAUUUGGAUUUACUCGAAAAAGGCACAACUGCUACAACUGUGGUCUAGUACACUGCCACUCUUGUAGUUCUCGAAAAGCAUUAGGAGCAGCUUUAUCUCCUAAUCCUGGCAAACCUUACCGUGUAUGUGAUUCCUGUUAUGGAAAGCUAAACAAAGUGUUAGAAGCUGGUCUUAAUAAUAACAAGAGGAAUAUUAUACCCCGUCUAUCAGGUGAGAACAAAGACAGGUUAGAGAAGGCAGAGAUAAAAUUAUCAAAGAAUGCAUUGCCCACCAAUAUCGAUUUGAUUAAGCAUCUGGAUACCAAGGCAGCAAAACAUGGAAAGAAGACUGAUUCCAUGUCUUUGGUUCGAGCUUCCCAAAUUCCUUCUUUGCUACCAUUAAAGGAUAUUUAUUUUCCUAGUGCAGUUGAUGUACGUCGAGCAGCUCCGAAACCGGCUAACACAUCUGCAGUUCAGUCAGGAAUCAACUCCAGAUCUGUUUCACCUUUCUCCAGAAGAUCUAGCCCCCCACGUUCUGCGACACCAAUUCCUACAACAUCGGGCCUUUCUUUUUCCAAAAGCAUUACCGAUAGUCUUAAGAAAACUAAUGAACUCUUGAAUCAAGAAGUGCAGAAAUUGCGUGCCCAGGUUGAUAGUCUGCGACAACGGUGUGAACUUCAAGAAUUUGAGCUGCAGAAGUCGGAAAAGAAAGCUCAAGAAGCUAUUGCAUUGGCUGCAGAGGAAUCUGCAAAAUCGAAAGCUGCAAAAGAAGUAAUAAAAUCCCUAACUUCUCAGCUCAAAGAUCUGGCCGAGAGGCUGCCUGCUGGGAUGUAUGAUACUGACAACAUAAUACCAGCAAACCUAUCAAACGGUGUGGAUCCAAAUGCUAUUCAUGACUCCGAUGCUUAUGGAGAACAACAUCAGUCGAGAACUGAUGCAAGCAAUGGUGCUUACUUGCCUUCUCCAACAGCAAUUGACUGUAAUGGGAUUUUUAGCGAAACUCAUUCGAGGAGAGUCAGUCUUGGAGCCAAUGAAUUGAGCAGUUACUUCCCAAAGGCCUCUCUGAACUCCAAUGGUAGGGAAGAACAUGCAGAUAUUGGACUGCGGAACGGUAAUGGAGGGAUGCUCACAACUAGCAGUAGGUCAGAAGAUGCUGAUGGCAAAGGACUCGAGCCUUUUCAAAAUGGCGACAAUGGUUCAAAGUCAAGAAAUCUUGCACCUGCAGCUAAUCAAGUUGAAGCAGAAUGGAUUGAACAAUACGAACCUGGUGUAUAUAUAACUCUUGUGGCACUACGGGAUGGAACUAGAGAUCUCAAGCGAGUGCGAUUCAGCCGGAGAAGGUUUGGGGAGCAUCAAGCGGAAACUUGGUGGUCGGAGAACCGCGAGAGGGUGUAUGAGAAAUACAAUGUCAGGGGAUCGGACAGGGCAUCUUCGGCAGCAUCUGUCCAGUCCGGACGCAGAUCGGAGGAAGUCUCUCCUUCAUCCCAGGCUUAGCAUCAUCAUCACUCUGUGCAGUAGGAAAUGCUUCAGAAAUUUUGGGUCAAGGUUCACAACUGAGGACGGACCGCCAUACUCCUUGCUAUAGGUGAAGCCAUGCUUUACAUUUUCUUUUCUUUCAUAUUUUUCUUAUUUAUCUUUUUUUGUUUUUUUUUUCAAAUUUCCUUUUGGGGUCCACCCUUACCUGUUGUAUUGUAGUGUAUAUAAGAAGCAUCCAUUGCGAUAUUGUAACGGGCGGAAAAGGUUUCUCUCA